Molecule: messenger RNA, 1512 nt
Organism: Aureococcus anophagefferens
Lineage: Eukaryota; Pelagophyceae; Pelagomonadales; Pelagomonadaceae
Exons: 1
Coding region: 1-1512 (503 amino acids)
Biological process (GO): L-threonine biosynthetic process
Molecular function (GO): threonine synthase activity
Source: RefSeq, a predicted model, not a curated record
AUGCGCUACGUCUCGUCGCGCGGCGCCAGCGCCAGCGUGAGCUUCGAGGAGGCCAUUGGCAGCGGCUAUGCGGCCGACGGCGGGCUCUACGUGCCGGAGACGCUGCCGCCCAUCACCGCCGACGACCUCGAGGCCUGGAAGAAUCUCGACUUUCCGGCGCUGGCCGUCGAGGUGCUGCGGCCCUUCGUCGCGGGCGAGAUCCCCGACGCGGACCUAGAACCCUUGCUCGCGGCGUGCUACGGCGACUUCCUCGCGCCCGAAAAGAUCCCCGUCGUGCCGCUGGCGACGGCGCCGCGCGUGGCGGUGGCCGAGCUCUUCCACGGGCCGACGUUCUGCUUCAAGGACCUGGGCCUCCAGGUGCUCGUGCGUUUUCUGUCCUACUUCGCGGCGAAGCGCGGCGAGCGGCGGACGAUCCUCGUGGCGACGACGGGCGACACGGGCCCCGCGGCGCUGCGGGCCGCCGCGGACGUCGACGACGCGUCGCUGCGCGUCGUCUGCUGCUUCCCCGAGGGCCAGGUCUCGGCGCUCCAGCGGCGCCAGAUGACGACGCACGGGUCCUCGAGCGUGAGGGUGGCGACGUUCGAGGGCGGCGGCGACGAUAUGGACGAGCCCAUCCGGCGCAUGGGCCUCGACAACGCGUUCGCGAGCGCGCACGGCCUCUGCGGCGCCAACUCCUACAACGUCGGCCGGCCCCUGGCCCAGAUGGUCCACUACGUCUGGAUCUGGUUGAGGUGCCGGGACUCGUUCGGCGCCGGCGCGGCGCCGUUCGUCCUCGACGUCGUCGUCCCGACGGGCGCCAUGGGCAACCUCGCCGCGGCGACGCUCGCGAAGCGGCGCGGCCUGCCCCUCGGCGCGAUCUGCGCGGGCACGAACGCGAACGACAUCUCCUGCCGCGCGAUCAACGACGGCGCGACGGGCGGCGACGCGUCGAAGACGGGCGCCGCGAUGGCCGCGGGCGACUUCCGGGUCGAUCCCGCGACGCGCGGCGCGCUGCGCGACGGCGGCUACCGCGCCGCGCGCGUCGACGACGGCGCCAUGCUCGCCGCGCUGCGCGCGUUCCGCGACGCCCACGGCUACGUCUGCGACCCCCACACGGCCGUCGCCGUCGCAGCCGCGGACGAGCUCGGCUACGCGCCCUACGGCGGGCCCGCGGCCGAGCCGCGGCCCGUGGCGAUCCUCGCGACGGCGCACCCCUGCAAGUUCCAGGCCGCCGUCACCGAGGCGCUCGGCGCGGACGCCUGGGCGGCCUACGAGGCGUCGGCCGCCUUCCCCGAGGCCGCGCGGGAGCUCGCGGGCCGCGCCGAGGUCGCGCCGCUCGCGCUCUCGAGGCGCGCGGGCGAGAGCCUGGGCGCCGCCCAGCGCCGCUGGGAGACGGUCCUCCGCGCGGUCCUCGAGGACCCGGACGGCCUCCACUACGUUGAGAGCGUCUGCCACCUCGACGACGGCGACGACGACGACCCGGCCGCCGACGAGCCGCCGGCGGUCGCGGACUCGUCGUGCGCGAUUCUUUAA